AUGACGAUUGCGCUCAGCCCAUUCUCUCAUGUGACGGUUAGCUAUGCAUAUCAGGGCAAUAUUUGAAGCCUGGAGUUAGACCAACAUAUGGUGCCACAAAGCGAGGGAUUAAAGCAAAAAUCCGUUUCUUUGUCCCUGAUUCAAUGUGUGAUUACUCAUGAUUUAUUUUUGCAAGCAGCACUCAAGCUAGCGGAUGCCCGAAUGGAUCGAGUGAGCACCUACUCAUGCUGCUAA
This is a messenger RNA of Blepharisma stoltei, 234 nucleotides long. The record is from the annotation of a GenBank genome assembly. NCBI's taxonomy places the organism in Eukaryota, Ciliophora, Heterotrichea, Heterotrichida, Blepharismidae.